Xenopus laevis (African clawed frog) is the source of this 4426-nucleotide messenger RNA. RefSeq names its product FERM domain-containing protein 4A (gene frmd4a.S). The record is from RefSeq and is a predicted model, not a curated record. The coding region runs from base 521 to 3631 and encodes 1036 amino acids. The transcript is spliced from 23 exons. Lineage: Eukaryota; Metazoa; Chordata; Amphibia; Anura; Pipidae.
AAUAUUUCAUUUGCACUUUGACGUUAACUGCCCUUGGUUGCUACACACCCCAUUAAGGCAGAUCUGGAAGGAAAAGAGGCUAAAGAUGUUCCAUUUGCAGACACACAGCCGUGUAUAUAAUUAUACGUGCACCGUUGUGCUGUGAGUCCAGCAGUCAGUCAGUGAGUCUGGCCGCUUCCUUGCUAGUAUGUCCCCAGGACAAUGAGCGCACCUCCCGCCCCUCCCGUGAGAGCGCAUGUCGGUUGCUGGAUCCCUGCCCUGUGUCACAUUACGUAAGGCGGGGACGGUCUGUCAGGGAUUCUGCUGCUGCUGGUGGGAAGGUAGAGCCGCCUGUGGGAAGCGGGGAGUGCGAGUCGGAGUGAGAGGAGAGAGAGGCUGUUCAUUGGCAACAACUGGCUUGGUGGUGACAGGUGACUCUGAGCGACUUGGCUUCUUGGUUUGUUUCACACUCGGAAUGGCCGAAUAAGGAUCAAACGUUCCACGCUGAAAGGAUAGGAAUAUUUAUGAGGAAUAGCCCAAAAUGGAAGGACUUCUGUCUCCAAUGAGAGCUAAGAUGACGGAGGGUCGGCGAUGUCAAGUUCACCUCCUAGAUGACAGGAAGCUGGAACUUCUUGUGCAGCCAAAGCUAUUGGCCAAGGAGUUGCUGGAUCUUGUUGCAUCACACUUCAAUCUGAAGGAAAAGGAAUAUUUUGGGAUAGCCUUUACAGAUGAAACGGGCCAUUUGAAUUGGUUGCAGUUGGACCGCAGAGUAUUAGAACAUGAUUUUCCUAAAAAGUCUGGUCCAGUUGUGUUGUACUUUUGUGUCAGGUUUUACAUAGAAAGUAUAUCAUACUUGAAGGACAAUGCAACAAUUGAGCUAUUUUUCCUUAAUGCCAAAUCCUGUAUAUACAAGGAGUUAAUAGAUGUUGAAAGCGAAGUUGUUUUUGAAUUAGCUGCGUUUAUCCUGCAGGAAGCAAAGGGAGAUUUUACAAGUGAUGAAUUAACAAGAGCAGAUUUAAAGAAGUUGCCAGCCCUUCCAACUCAGGCCCUGAAGGAGCACCCUUCACUUGCAUACUGUGAGGACAGAGUAAUUGAAUACUAUAAGAAACUGAAUGGCCAAACAAGAGGACAAGCAAUCGUGAACUAUAUGAGUAUUGUGGAAUCACUUCCCACAUAUGGAGUGCACUAUUAUGCAGUCAAGGACAAGCAAGGAAUCCCUUGGUGGUUGGGGUUAAGUCACAAAGGUAUUUUCCAGUAUGACCAUCAUGAUAAAGUAAAACCAAGAAAGGUCUUCCAAUGGAGGCAGCUGGAAAACCUUUACUUCAGGGAGAAGAAGUUUUCAGUAGAGGUUCAUGAUCCUCGCAGGCCGUCUGUUACCAGAAGGACGUUUGGACAUGGUGGAAUUGCAGUGCACACAUGGUACACCUGUCCAGCCCUUAUAAAGUCCAUCUGGGCUAUGGCCAUUAGCCAACAUCAAUUCUAUCUCGACAGGAAGCAGAGCAAGUCUAAAAUACAUGCUGCAAGGAGCCUGAGUGAGAUUGCGAUUGACCUGACUGAGACAGGAACCCUAAAGACUUCAAAACUUGCCAAUAUGGGCAGCAAAGGAAAAAUAAUCAGCGGAAGCAGUGGGAGUCUGUUAUCCUUUGGUUCCCAGGAGUCCGAUAGUUCACAGUCUGCCAAGAAAGACAUGCUGGCUGCACUGAAAUCCAGGCAGGAAGCUCUGGAGGAGACACUACGCCAGCGAAUAGAAGAGCUGAAGAAACUGUGUCUGCGGGAAGGGGAGCUCACAGGUAAAUUGCCAAGAGAGUAUCCUCUAGAUCCUGGGGAAGAGCCCCCUACAGUACGACGAAGAAUAGGGACAUCAUUUAAGCUUGAUGAGCAGAAACUUCUAGCAAAAGGAGAGGAAGUGGAGCUGGAACGCCUGGAGAGGGAGUUUGCAAUCCAGUCACAAAUCACAGAGGCUGCUCGUCGCUUGGCCAGUGAUCCACACGUCAGCAAGAAGCUGAAAAAACAACGAAAGACCUCAUAUCUUAAUGCACUGAAGAAACUGCAGGAGAUUGAAAACUCGAUCAAUGAGUACCGCAUCAAAUUUGGGAAAAAGCCCACACAGAGAGCUUCCCUGAUUAUUGAUGAAGCCAAUCUCGGCAGUGAAGACAGCUCCCUCUCCGAUGCUCUCGUGCUUGAAGAUGAAGAUUCUCAGGUUCCCAGCAUACUGUCUCCUAUGCAGUCGCCUCACAAAGGUUUACCACCAAGGCCCCCAUCUCAUGCCAGACCCCACCCUCCACAGUCAUUGGAUGGACUGAGACAGCUGCAUUACCAGAGAAAUGACUAUGACAAGUCACCCAUAAAACCCAAAAUGUGGAGUGAAUCCUCCUUAGAUGAACCAUAUGAGAAAGUGAAAAAAAGAUCCUUACACAGUCAUUCCAGUCACCACAAACGGUUUCCAAGCACAGGAAGUUGUUCUGAGGCCGGAGGAAGCAGUUCUCUACAGAAUAGCCCAAUCCGAACACUGCCUCACUGGAAUUCCCAGUCCAGCAUGCCCUCCACACCAGACCUGCGUAUACGCAGCCCACACUAUGUUCAUUCAACCAGGUCAGUGGAUAUCAGCCCCACCAGGCUGCACAGCCUAGCACAGCACUUUAGACACCGGAGCUCAAGUUUGGAGUCACAGGGAAAGCUUUUGGGCUCUGAGAAUGACACUGGAAGCCCAGAUUUCUACACCCCAAGGACUCGUAGUAGUAAUGGCUCUGAUCCCAUGGAUGACUGCUCCUCCUGUACAAGCCAUUCCAGCUCAGAACACUACUACCCAACUCAGAUGAACCCGAACUACUCAACAUUAGCUGAAGAUUCUCCCUCCAAGGCCAGGGAACGUCAGAGACACAGAUAUAAAUCUAAUGGCAACCUUGUAUCCUCCAAUUCAGGGAGUAUGCCCAAUUUAGCUGCCAGAAAUGGUACAGGGCAUCAUGGAGUCUACCUUCAUAGCCAGAGUCAGCCUUCAUCUCAGUAUAGGAUCAAAGAGUAUCCACUUUACAUUGAAGGAAGCUCAUCGCCUGUGGUUGUGCGCAGUCUAGAGAAUGACCAAGAGGGACACUACAGUGUCAAAGCACAAUUCAAGACAUCAAACUCUUACACUGCAGGAGGGAUGUACAAAGAGAACUGGCAUGGUGAUGAGCCAGUAGAUUCUGUAAGGCUUACUGGCUCCCGCUCUCAGAUUGUAAGAACUCCAUCCCUUGGGAGAGAGGGCUCUGAGAAGGGCCCAGGCAGGACUGUGGUUUCUAAUGAACUGCGUCAGUGGUACCACAGGUCUUCAUCAUCUCAUAAAGAGCACAACAUACUUUCACAUACUAGUUCUAAUUCCUCUGACAGUGGCUCCCAGUACAGCACAUCUCAAAGCACCUUUGUGGCACACAGCAGGGUAACAAGAAUGCCUCCAAUGUGUAAAGCAACAACAGCUGCCUUACCUCAUGGUCAGAGGAGUUCAACGCCUUGUAGUGAUCUCACAGCCACACCUCCAAGUAGCCCUCACCACAUCCUAACAUGGCAGACUGGGAGCUACAAUGAUAGUUUCUAUCUAGACUCUGCUCUGUAUCAAGAAUUAGCUGAUGUCCAGUGGUACGGACAAGAGAAAGCAAAGCCUGGGACUCUUGUUUGAACCCCGUCAUCACUAGAAUGCCAUUUGGAGUUCACCUCACUGCCUCUCAUUUGCCUUAUCCAGAUGCACUAUCAUCAUCCCACACCAGCUUCAGCUAAAAGCACUUUUCAUUUGGAAACAUGCAAGUGAGGAAUCAAGAGCAAAGCCCUGUCUAUGUGCGAACAUCAUCAUGUGCCUCCAAAUUCAUAUGUAAUGAGAAACUGUGACUCACGUUCAUAUUCAGCUGGAAGCAUUUUGUACAAGCCGGGAGUAAAAUCAUCACUAAUCACUAUUAAUAUCAUUGUAUGGAAGUGACAAAUAUACCACUAUUGGAGAGUCAAAUUCAGGCCAACAGAGCACUGGUAAAUCGAACAUUUCUUUCUUGGGGGGACUGAUAUUUUAUUAUUACAGGUGUCAAAUGUUUAUUUUACCUUCUAAGAGACAUAAAGACCUGACUGUGAUGUUUCAGAAUUAUGGUCAGUUUUAUUCUUACCAAAGAUGAAAAUAAUGAAAGAACGGUUUAAAGUUGUCUAACAUUAAAGGGAAACUGACAUUUACAAAAAUUAAAAUGUGCCACAGAAGUUUUUUUUCAUUGUUGGCACCAAAAUGGUAAAAAUUUCAUAAAAUGUCAUUCUAUGGUGGGGGAUCUACAACUCUGACCACAGACAGCCAUGGAUAUGUUCAGCACAGCCAUAGUAAGCUUUAUUUUUAUACAGUCUUGUAAAAUCCACUAAGGUAGCUAGCAACCCAAUACAAUUUAGGCUUCAGAUACCAACUGAUUUCUGUGGCUACUUACCCAGGGCACAAUUUUCUGUU